Haemonchus placei is the source of this 180-nucleotide messenger RNA. NCBI's taxonomy places the organism in Eukaryota, Metazoa, Nematoda, Chromadorea, Rhabditida, Trichostrongylidae. The record is from the annotation of a GenBank genome assembly.
CUUCUCUCUCAUCAUCUCCUCGAAACGACCAUAGCGCGUCUUCAUAAACUCUUCUGGAUUCGGCUUCGGCCUCUUCUCAUAGGUGACAUCCAGGAUCACAACCGAAUUCAUGUGUUGCGCCAGCCAUUCGGGUGUCACCGUAUGAAAUAUGGACAUACUGAAAUGGCGAAUUCUUCUUAA